Xenopus laevis (African clawed frog) is the source of this 1924-nucleotide messenger RNA. RefSeq lists its product as uncharacterized. The record is from RefSeq and is a predicted model, not a curated record. NCBI's taxonomy places the organism in Eukaryota, Metazoa, Chordata, Amphibia, Anura, Pipidae. The transcript has 2 exons. The coding region runs from base 890 to 1672 and encodes 260 amino acids.
CUGAAGGCACAGAGACGGGAUGAUAAAGGUCAUCCUUGUUCAGUUCCGUUGGAAAUUGAAAUUAGUUAAUGGGUAUGUUUCAGGAAGGGUUGGUAAGGGGUUCAUGCUGAAGGCAUAGAGAAAGGUUAAAAAACAGCAUCCCUGUCCAGUUCCAUUGGCAAUGGAAAUGUGUUAAUGUGUCUGUUCCAGGAAGGGGUUGGAAAGGGUUUCAUGCUGAAGGCAUAGAGAAGGGAUAAAAUGCUUCAUCCUUGUUCAUUUCCAUUAGCAAUUGAAAUGAGUUAAUGGGUCUGUUCCAGGAAUUAGAUUCGCUUUCCCCUAGGGGGCUUAAUGAAUGUUUUGGAUUGAGAUGUUUUCUAUAGAUUUUAUAUAUUGUAUAUACUAUUUUGUUACAUUGCAUAUACUAUUUUGUUACAUUGUUUUUAACAAGAUAUUUAUUGUCACAUUUUUCAGAUAAAGAGGACUAUGAUAUUUGAUUCGUGUUAUAUACACACAGAUUGACUACAAUCACUUGGGAUACAUGUGUUAUUGUAAGGUCUGGAAGGGUUAACAAGUCACAUGCAGGGUUUGAUUUCCUGUGUGCACUGGGGGGUGGAAUGUUUAAAUUGCACUGUGUUCAUUGUUUCUGUAUUGCACCUGAGGAAGGGGUUCUGACCCCGAAAGCUUGUGCACUCAAUAAAUCUGCAUAUGAAUUAAGGCAUUGCCUGGACAUUUUUGGUGUGCUCCUUCCCACUUCACAUAUCUGUAUAAUAUUUGGCUUGGAGGCUGCCAGGGAUACGGAUGCACCCAGCAAGCAAGUAAGUGGUGUGUGGCUAAACACUAUUGUUGAUCCACAUUGUGCUUCCAGUUUGCCUUGCACCCACUAAUAAUUCAUUAAUCUGUGACUGACAAGAUGUCGUUUGCUGAUAUAGCAAAAACAACAGACAAAAUUGCAGAAGUAUUGAGCUUCAGUGAACAAGAUCGCAAUCAAAUUGUGAAUGAUAUUAAAAGCUUUUCCCUACCAGAUUUGGCCAGCCCAGGUGAUGUUAAUCGACAACUUAACUCCCUGAUGCGCAGAGAAUGUAACUUGAAAUGCCAUGCCACAGCACUGGUGGAAUAUCUAAAAGUUAAGCGAAUUCCACGAGGUCUACGUGUCCCCUUGGCACCUAUUUUGUGCAAGAAUGACUCAGUAUAUAAAAAAGAAUGGAAUAUGAUACUAAAUCGGUGCUCGUUAGAUCUCAUGGCAUUGACCAUUCGGCAUUUACAAACUGCCUUACAACAAGUGCAACAACAGAUUACCCUGACUGAACAAGAACUGCGGAAGAACCAUCGUGAGAUGGAAUCUACUCUAUCCGAGAUCCGGGCGGAGAUUGCCCAGUAUGAACGAGAGCUAAUGCUGAACAAAAUCCGCAAGUUCAAACGUGACACCGAAGAUUACGCCAGCGAACAGGUUUACACAUGGAAGACUUACAGGCGGGAGCAGCGCAACAAAAGACAAGCCGAACGCCGACCAGGAAGAACUAUAUCGGAUGUCUCAUCCUCAAGUGGUUCCUCCAACUCGCAAGCAGCAGGGGAUUUUUUAUCCAGUACCCCAGCACCGAACGAAAACAUCGGAAGGUCCGAAGGGGGAGGAAGCAGAGGAAAGGCCGCUCUACCACGGAUCCGAAUGUCCCAACGGAAGGUCAACCAGAGAUAAAGAGGACUAUGAUAUUUGAUUCGUGUUAUAUACACACAGAUUGACUACAAUCACUUGGGAUACAUGUGUUAUUGUAAGGUCUGGAAGGGUUAACAAGUCACAUGCAGGGUUUGAUUUCCUGUGUGCACUGGGGGGUGGAAUGUUUAAAUUGCACUGUGUUCAUUGUUUCUGUAUUGCACCUGAGGAAGGGGUUCUGACCCCGAAAGCUUGUGCACUCAAUAAAUCUGCAUAUGAAUUAAGGCAUUGCCUGGA